UGAGAUAAUGGCGGCUGCUUGCUCACUGCACGGUUCAGGGCGUUUGUAAAUUACGUCCUCGAGUUGACAGAUGAGACACUCUCAGCCUUGAAUCAGUCGACGCUGGAAUGUCAUUGUCCGCGUCACGCAGCUCUCUGUAGGCGUGCCCAGGUGUGGACAACGGGUCUUGUGUCCACUUAUAACUGGACAGGAUAGACAGGACACUGGCUUUGAACUACAUCUGGAUUCUAGCGUUGUAGAUGACCUGAACUAAGACCGACCUUGACAUGGAUAUGCCUGACCUUGACCUAGGUCUCCGCGAAGAGGAGUUCGUGGUUCAGAGAAACCCCGAGGCAUUGCUUGAUGUACUCACAAUCCGAUCUCUGCGCUCCCGGAAAAUGGACCCGGAAGUGACUAGCAUAGCGUCGGAACCUCUGCUCUCGUUAGAUCGAGAUAUCGACACGUUUGUGCGAGACUUCAAAAUAGAUGAUUCAAUUUCGGAUAUUUUUGCAAUGGAUGAAGAACCAAAGACUCCAAAAUCAAAACAGAAAGCUGCAAUGAGCCUUCACGGGCCCAUCCAGUCUAAGGGUUCUAAGAAAUCCUGUCGACGUGCUCAGUCUGUCGAUAACAUCCUGGAAGCUACUGAGAUUGGUUCCACCAGUUCCAAGAAACAAAAGACAUUCAGCAGUAUAUUUUCCAGGAAAUCAAAGGCGAAAUCUGAAGCUCGAAAAAAUAAAGUUUUAACAUGGCAUACGGACAUCAACAAUAUGCCUCACGCAGCGUCAGAAAUAAAACAAAGUGGAGGUAACUCUAAAUCUGUUCGUGAUAAGGUUGAGGAUGUCGACGGUGGAUAUAUGACCAUGAAUAAAGCUGUGUACACAGGUUCGAAUCCCCCAAAGGGCGGUACCAAAGACAAGGGUUUUGUUGGACUGGAAGAAAACCAUCAUAAUCUAGACAGUGGAUAUGCUGUUUUACACACGGUAUGCACAAACAACUCCGCGUAUGAUGCACUGGUGCAAUUCAUUGACAGAGGACACAAGGAGGACUUGAUACAUGACCUGAGCACUAUGCCACCAGAGGUCGCCUGCACUCUGUGCGACAUCCGAGGAAACACUAUUCUCCACAGGUGUGUUCUAAAGAACAAGGUCAACUUUGUGUCGGCCAUAGUCUCAAUACAUCCGGGGCUUCUUUCCCGUCCAAACAAGGAGGAGAUAACUCCGGCUGAACUGGCUGUAAAGCUUGGUCGUGUGGACUGCAUGAGGAUGUGCCUGCACAAAUGUCUCUCCGACCCGUCCACGACCUGUCUCUCCGAGCUGUCCAGUCUCCUGUCUUAUGCAAUACAGUGUAGACAGGACGCAAUGGCGGGUAUACUUCUAGAGCAUCUCUCAACUCUCACAGCUGGUUCUACGAAGCCCAUGCCGUUGCGAGAAAAGCGGGGUAACCCGAGUCACGUGGCGGCGAAACGUGACGACAUCACUAGCCUUCAGAGGCUGGUGGAAAUGGGAUUUGACGUCACUUCCGCACCGAUUGAUCAAAUUCGUCCAAUCAAUGUCGCGUACAGCCACGACAGUCAAACCAGCUUCCGGUAUCUCCUUCUGUUACAGGUUCUGGAGACUGUGAUGAAAGAGGCGAUGUCAUUGGAAGAAUUAAAAGACAGAUAUGGAGUUGCAGAUGCUGAGAGGAGACGGGGGAGAGACUGGAUAACGGCGAAAGUGCAGCUCCUUAAGAAGGCUCAUAGCCAGUACCAGAAACUGCUGGCCCGACACACGACACUGGCCCGAAAAUGUGCAGACAUCGUAGAGGACAUGAUUGAAGACAAGGAAAACAGGGCCUGUGAUGAAAAGUUGAAACAGCUCAGAUCAAUGUUGUCCUCAAUGAUGCACACUGGAUCUGAUAGCUUUGGCUUAAGCCGGGGAAUUGACGACAUUGCACACGCCCUUCAGUCAAGGGACAUUACUCCUUUACGUAAAGGGGUGACUGAUAUUGAGAACGCCCGAGAAUCAACCAGGUCUCUGUUGAAAGACGUUCACGAGUCAUGGAACACUCCAGACUUUGACAUGACACGCGAAGUGAAGAAAGCCCUUAGUCGCCCGACCCUUGAGACAUCAACAUCUAACCAAGGCGCAAAGACUUCAGUCAAAACAUCGCGGCGUUUGAGGAACGGAGGACAAGUUCAAGUCAGAUCUACUUGUCAAGACGGCGGUGUUGUUGCCGCGGCCGAUGACGUACGUAGCAGGCAUCCGGAGCGGAAGGGAACAACUUCUGGAGCAGUCAUUACCGCGGGCAGUUUGUCACAUGGAGCGACCAAACACACGAUCACUGCCAGACUUGGACAGCGGCCAAAAUCGAUACGAUGUGCUGAUGAUGGCCAUACGAGUUUACCAAGAUCUCUGAACAGAGACCAAACAUCGUCCCAUGAUUAUAUAUCUCUUGACAGAGAUGCAGCACCGAUAGAUCACGUGACCGAACCACCAUCAGAUGGAACAAGACAGGCGCAUGAACAGCUUCAACCUAAAAUGUCACAUGACUAUGCUGUUAUUGAUAAAAAUUCAAUCGAAAGACAAAAUUCUGCUAUCGCUGAAUGUAAUGAAAACGAAAAAACGAAAAUCGAAAAAAAUGUAAGGUCUGUAAUCGGCGAAGGAACCCCCGCGGCACGGAAGACUCCCCUCAGUGCUCAAAAAUCCCCUGAUUACGCGACAAUCAGUUCCGAUAUCGGAGAAAGAAUUGAUCUUGAGACUGAAAACAGAGAUUAUGGACAUAACGCUGACUUUUCAGAUGGGGAGACAAUGUCAACAAUUUCUUCCCAUAAUUCCACACUGCAGUCAGCAGUAGCGCACCUGUCACGUGAUUAUCUCUCGGAAACAGGGGAGAGUUUUCGUUCAGCGUCAUGUGUUAUAAAUGCACGUCAAGGAAACACAGAUAUCGGACAGUUUGACGUGUCUGAUUUCUCCGCAGACAAUUCUUCCGAUUUUUUGUCCGUAUCGUGUCCUACUCAAAAAAGUCAAAGUCAGAUGUCAUAUUACAGUGAAGAUGACGAUGAAAAUGUAUGUUAUAACUACGUCAGGCUUAACCUUGAAAACGAGGAUCUCCCGGAUGAGUUGCUACGCAAUCAUCGUCUCUUCCGCCAUCUUGAAGAUGUGCGACGUCUGAGCACAGAAAACAGUGACGUCAUCGAAACUGUUGUCACGGCGUCUGGCGACAGAAUAAGCUCGGAUUCUUCUGAUGAGAGCUCGAGUCGAUUCAUCAACGUUAGAGAGGAGGAAAGUGAUAAAUCGGUACAAGAACAUCCAGUGAACGACAAGAAAAAACGAAAAGUCAAACUUUUCAAUCAUUGUGAAUUAGUUUCCAAACGAGAGUUAACCCAGUCGGACUUUUUCGAGUGCUACGAUCGAUCAGCUGACGUCAUUCAUUCACAGCGUUGCCAUGACGACCUUGAUCUGCCGUGGGAUCAACUACAGUUUUCUGAUACUGAAGAUGAACCUGCUAAAGACAGACCAUGGUACGAAGUCUCAGAAGAUGAAGAAAGUCUUGCGCAUGCGUGGUCAAGUGACAGCGAGGCUUCGACGUUGUGUGAUAGCUCGUCUGACUGUUGCUGAUUCUUCGCUCCGUGAUGUAGAACUGCGUCCAAAAUAUACCAGUGUAAUGUUCCCAUUAUGACAUGGACGCUACAAUAAUAAAAUGCCUUUGUUGAGUGUAUAUUCUACAAUAAAAUACUCA
This is a messenger RNA of Haliotis rufescens (red abalone), 3696 nucleotides long. RefSeq lists its product as uncharacterized. Bases 267 to 3575 code for a protein of 1102 amino acids. The transcript is spliced from 14 exons. The record is from RefSeq and is a predicted model, not a curated record. NCBI's taxonomy places the organism in Eukaryota, Metazoa, Mollusca, Gastropoda, Lepetellida, Haliotidae.